Molecule: messenger RNA, 691 nt
Organism: Hippocampus zosterae (dwarf seahorse)
Lineage: Eukaryota; Metazoa; Chordata; Actinopteri; Syngnathiformes; Syngnathidae
Product: troponin I, slow skeletal muscle-like
Exons: 6
Coding region: 142-594 (150 amino acids)
Biological process (GO): muscle contraction
Cellular component (GO): troponin complex
Source: RefSeq, a predicted model, not a curated record
UGCUCAUCUCCCAGCAUUCACCCAAGAAGCUAUUCCAACAAGAUGACAAAAGCGUAGUCAUUUACCUCACAGAGAGAACCAAAAUAUUCAGCCACCCGCCGACUGCACUUGAAGUCCAUCUUGCUGAGAAGGGCCACCUCGAUGCUUUUGUCUGAGAGCCAAGAGAAAAGAGCAGAGAAGGAAAGAUUCCUCGCUGAAUGUUUCCCUCAGCCAAAGACCUCAGACCUGUCAGUCCAACAACUCCAGGAACUGUGUAAAGAGCUACACAGAAAGAUUGAUGUCACAGAUGAAGCUCGAUAUGAUAUUGCGUUGAAGGUGGACAAAAAUGCAAGCGAGAUUGAGUCACUGAGACAGAAGAUUGCCUCAUUGAAGGGGGUCCGGCGUCCCAGCUUAAAGAGGGUGAAGAAAAAUACAGAAAACUUGCUGGGCGCAUACUCCGACCCCUCCAAACUCAUGAAGGCUGAUUUCAAGGCCAACCUUAAGACAGUGAAGAAAGAAGACGAAAAACGGGAAGAAGUGAUUGACUGGCGUAAGAAUGUGGAGGCCAUGUCCGGCAUGGAGGGCAGGAAGAAGCUGUUUAACUCUGGACAAUAGUUAAAUUCGUCACCAUAAUUGGUUUGGGGCAUUAUUUUGAAUGGUGAAUGUGCUUUUUACCGGUUCAGAGAACUGUGAUUAAAACAUUACAACCAUU